Messenger RNA from Lactuca saligna, 3572 nucleotides. Lineage: Eukaryota; Viridiplantae; Streptophyta; Magnoliopsida; Asterales; Asteraceae. The record is from the annotation of a GenBank genome assembly.
UUUCGUCUUUCCACCUCCAUAUCAUCGAUUACCGCCAUAUUGAAUGAUAUACACAGUUAAUGACCCUUCACUCUACUCUACGCACUAAACCCAACUUGUUGAUCGAAAACCCUAAUCGUUCAUUGAAAUCUUGCAUUUGAUCAUCAACCGCAAUCGUAAGUUUGAAUUCACGAGGGAGGUCCAAAUGUGGGAAAUCAGGCCAAGAAAUCAGUGUUUUGAUGCAAUCCGAAUUUACGAAGGAUAUCCCACGAUGUUCACUAUUGAGCUCCAUCAUGGAGGGAGGUUCACAAAAUUCCCAGGGAUAAGCUACAUUGAAGGAAAAUUAGACCACAUUGACUUGGUAGACAUGGAUGAGUUCUCUGUGCAUGAGUUGGACGAGGUGAUGCUGAAGCUUGGUUAUGAUGUACCACCAGUCAUUUACUACCACUAUCAAUUGCCAAAUGGAGAUUUGGAGUUUGGUCUUAGAGCUCUAGGGAAUGAUAUUGAUGUACUUAGUCUUGCACAGUACAUUGAACAUCAUAAGAUCAUCAAGGUAUACACUGAACAUAAUGAAACUAAGUUACUUACAUACUUUAUGUCUCCAAGAGUUAAACCUAGGGUCAUAAUUGAGGAAAUAGCAGAUGAUGUGCCCACUGCAACUGUUGGUGAUCAAGAUGUCCCAAAUCUUGAAUUGUGUUUAGUAAGAUAUGAGACACCCGAAUACAAUUCAAAUAAGAGAUUGAGGUUAGUUGAUGGGAGUCAAUCAUGUAGUAAGAAAUUGUGUUUCAACUUGGAACACACUGCAACUGUUGGUGAUCAAGAUGCACAUGUUGAAAUUGGUAAUGAAGGUGCAAAUAUUAGUGAGCAAGGUGCAACUGUUAGUGGUCAAGAUACACAUGUUGAAAUUGGUAAUGAAGGAGCAAAUGUUAGUGAUCAAGGUGCAACUGUUGGUAAUCAAGAUACAGAAGUUCAUGAUCAAGGUGCAAAUGUUGGUGACCAAGAAGUAAAUACAAGAGAGUUUGAUACCUUUGAUGACCAACCAUUUCAAUUUGAAGACUUUGAUCCUUUCUUUGAUCAAUAUACUUUUAAUGAUGGUAAUGAUCAGAGUAUGGGUGUUGGUGCAGAACUUGGCACAGGACUAGGGGAAGUUCAAUUUGAAAGUGAGGGAGUUUGUGAAGGACUUGGUGAAGGAGGUAGUGAAGGGGGUAGUGAAGGGAGUGAGGAAGACAGUGAUUUUCUUGAAGAUGAAGAAAACUAUGUAAGUGAUAUUGAGGUGGACAUGAGUGAUUUCUAUAUGAAUGUUGAUCUAGAUGUUGAAUAUGUUGACAGAGGAAAAGGUGUUGAGACUGAAAAUGAAGUUGUUGAUACAGAAGAUGUUGAAGAUGUUGAAGUAAUUGAUAAUGAUGAAUGGGACUCAUUAGGUGAAGAUAGUGAUGAUGAAAGAAGGAAAGCAAUAUUAAAACAGAUGGUGAAGGAGAAGAAGUGCUCUCUUGGUGAAGUCCAUACAGUUACUUUUCAAGUGGGUCAAAAGUAUAAAAGUAAAAAGGAAAUUAAGAACAAAGUCAACAAACUUGCCAUUGAGACUAGAAGGAAUCUUGGCUUCAAGAAAAACGACAAAACAAGGCUUAGGGUUGUGUGUAAAGGUAAUGUACCUAAUGUAAAUGCAAGUGGGGUAGGUAAGGGCAAUAAAUUAAAUUGUUCUUGGUCAAUGCAGACUUCACGGUCAAAAGAUAGUGAUUAUUGGUAUGUGAAAACUUUACUGGACAAACAUACUUGUGUUCAAACUAGAAAACUUAGGGCUUGCACUGCGAAGUAUAUAUCUGCAGAAAUCUUAGACAUGGUCGAGUCUAACCCUACAGUACCCCUUCGAAGCAUUCAAGAGCAAGUUCAGAAGAGGCUUCAAGUUGGUGUGUCCAUACACAAAGUACAGAGAGCAAAAGCAACAGCUACAAAGCAAGUGAGUGGUGACUACACAAAGCAAUACGAGGUGUUAAGAGAUUAUCUUAUGGAACUACAAGCAACUAAUGUGGGUACAACUGUGAAGCUUGAGGUUGUUAAUGAGCCUAACAGUACUAGAGAAACAAGGCAGUUUAAAAGGGUGUAUAUUUGCUUAGGGGCAUUAAAGAAAGGGUUUAAAGCAGGUUUAAGAGAUAUUCUGGGACUAGAUGGUGCUUUUAUGAAAGGACCCUUUCCAGGCCAAGUACUCACAGCAGUUGGAUUGGAUUCAAACAACGGCAUAUACCCACUUGCAUAUGCCAUUGUUGAGACUGAAAAUAUGAGUAGCUGGAAAUGGUUUCUAGAAUGCUUGGGAGAUGACUUAGAGUUGUGCUCAAAUUCUAACUUUACUUUCAUGAGUGAUAGACAAAAGGGACUCUUACCUGCUAUAGCACAACUAUACCCACAGGCUGAGCAUCGAUUCUGUCUAAGACAUAUUUAUGAGAACAUGAGGAAAAAAUGGAAAACAAAAGAGUAUAAAGAUCACUUAUGGCAGUGUGCAAUAGCAACCACAGUACCAGAAUUUGAACACUACAUGAAUGAACUUAACAAGUUUGAUAAGGAUGCUUUUGAGUGGUUGAAGAAAAUCCCCCCUCACCAUUGGGCCAGAAGCCACUUUUCAGGCAGAGCAGGAUCAGAUAUAUUGCUCAACAAUUUAUGUGAGGUUUUCAACAGUAAGCUUAUUCAUGGUAGGAAUAAGCCCAUCAUAAGUUGUCUUGAGUACAUCAGGCAGUACCUUAUGAAGAGGAUUUGCAAUGUGAAGAAAGUGAUGUCCAAAGCUCCAGGUCCACUCACUCCAACAGCAUCAAAGUUACUUGAGAGAAAUAGGGAAGCUUCAGUCCAAUAUAGAGCUAGAUGGAAUGGGACUGCAAAGUAUGAAGUUUAUGGUCCUUGGCAUGACCAGCAUGUGGUUGACAUGAAAAAUAUGUCAUGUACAUGUAGAAGGUGGGAAUUGAAUGGGAUUCCAUGCAGGCAUGCCAUAGCUACAAUACAUGAAAUGGCUGAUAGUGGAGACAAAGUUGGGGAGCUUUACACUUAUGUUAACAAAGUGUAUUGGCUUCAAACAUGGAAUGAAGCUUACUCUUACACUGUGGACCCUAUAAAGGGUAGAGCCAUGUGGCCAAAAAGUACCUGUCCAUUUCAAUUAACACCACCACCACAUCACAAUCAACCUGGGAGACCUAACACCAAGAGAAAGAGAAGUGCAGAUGAAAAAUAUGAUAAACAGAUGCAAAAUCAUGGUGCAGGUGAACCUGAAAAACUUACCAGAAAGUUUGUUAGUGUUAGGUGUGGGAAAUGCAACAAUAGGGGUCAUAACUCAAGGACGUGCAAGGGUCAAGGUGGGAAUGCAGGAAGAAAUGAAGGAGGGAAUGCAGGAAGCAGUCAAGGAGGGAAUGCAUGAUGCAGUCAAGGAGGGAAUGGAGGUAGCAGUCAAUGCAGGAAUUAGUGUAUUUUGUUUAAAAACUUAUCUUUUGGUUUAGCACAACUUUUGUGCAUUUGGAUGUAAUGGUUUAAAACUAGUUUGUUGUAAUGGUUUUAUUUUGGUCUUUUAGCCCUUUUGGUCAUGAAACUAAUGUCAACCUUUUGUCAUUGUUGAA